GCCGUCCUUUUCCCUCCCCUCAGACGCUAAAGGCAGAGCGAGCGGCUGAUCGGUGGCUGCGGGAGGGAAGACGAAGGAGCCGAGAUGGCUGUCCGGAUGGUGGCAGUAGCACUGGGCGCUUUGCUCUGCUUCGCCCGCGGGGCCUCCGGGGCAGGCCCCACAAUCUCAACCUCACGAGAGGUAACUGAUGGCUUGGAUGUUGUCAUUUCUUGUAACAUAAGUGGAGCACCAACAGCAAUCAGAGGCCAUUACUGGAUGAAGGGGAACACAAAGAUUCAGUCAGAUGACACUUCUGCGGAUUCCACCUCCUACAUGUUAGAGAAAGUGGAUCAUGAAACUUCAGGAGAAUAUGAAUGUUUCUUCAAGACAACCCCACUUGCAAAAGGGACUGUGUAUGUGAAAGUUGAACCUCACGUGGUUGCCUACAAGAAGUCAGAGCAUGGGAAUGAGAGGGACGUAGGGGUGCUGAUUUGCAAGUCAGCAUCAUAUCCCCCUGUCACCCAGUGGUCUUGGUUCAAGAUGGUGGAUGGGCCCCAGCCCAUUGUGAAUGGUACAGAUAACCGAUUCUUCAUCAAAUCUGAUGGCAACAAGACUGAGCUACGAAUCAUGGACCUGAACAUUGAGAAAGACCCGGGCGAGUACAGGUGUAAUGGCACCAAUGAGAUGGGUGAAGGGAGCGCUGUCGUGAGCUUGCGGGUCCGCAGCCGCCUAGCAGCUUUGUGGCCAUUCCUGGGGAUCGUAGCUGAAGUGCUAGUUCUUGUGACUAUUAUCUUCAUCUUUGAAAAGAGAAGAAAGCCUGAUGAGAUCCCUGAUGAUGAUGAUGGAGGGUCUGCACCACUGAAAAGCAAUGCAAAUCAUAAGGAUAAGAACGUGCGCCAGAGGAAUGCAAAUUAAUCUGCCGUCAAGGUGACACACCAGUUAAAACAGAUCGCUUGGAUGUCUCCUCUGUCAUGCUCUGUAGCACUAAGGAUAUUCUAGUGCGUCCUCGCAAAAUCAGUUAACUUCACUUUUUAAGAGAGAGUUUGUAGAGUAAAAUUCCUUUUUUUAAAGAAAAAACAGUAGGGGGCAUUUUUCUACCUGUAAGUUUUGAAACGAUCUUUGUUCAAUUUUGUAGACUUCACUGUUUAGCCUUGGGAGGGAUGUGAAUCUAGGCAGAAGUAUAUACGGCGGAAGAAUGUAAAUGGGUCAGGGGCUGAGUCAGUCCUCUUACCCUUGAGUGGGUGUCUCCACACGGGAAGCUAAUUAUAAACCCUUGUUUGCUGUGUGGGUAGGGAACUUUUUAAAAUAAAUCUGAGGUCAGCAGUGGUCCUAUAGAGGACAGAUUGACAGGCUGAGAGGCAGCAUUGGAUUUAAUCUCAGCCUAGCUGCUCUUGGGUCUGGAAACCUCAGAAAUUUCCCAGGAAAUCCAUGAGUGCAACUGCUUUGUGUCUGCUGACAUUUUCCCCUCUCUACCAAAAACUUGCUGUGUCUGGCCUAACAUGGGUACAAGUAAGCUGUGGGCUGGCCAGAUUAGCUGUACUGGCAGUGACAUCUUUGUAUCUUCGCUAGAGUGGCUUCCUGGACAGUGUUCAAGUCCAUUUGGCCGCUUCAGCCUUUGUGGCUUGCUCCCAUUUCUUCCUCUCUUUGUAGAUACCCCAUCAGACUUCUACAAACAAGGAUCAAGUGCCAUAAUUGCCCAAAAAUGGGAUUUCACAAGUGUAGAGAUCUCUUUUUUGGCCACAGCCUUUUUAUCCCCCCCCCCCUCUAAAAUUCAUGCACCUAAACAUAUUUUGGGCUGUGCAGCAUUGAGCAAUAUGUUGUGAUGAGGGUUUAGCUACCACAGCAUCUAGUGGGAGGGACAUCCUCACUGAACACAUGGAUUUCUGUGCGAACUGGCGAAAGAAGUGCUGAAGAGUCUGUUUGACCACCUUUGUCUGGUACUGUUGAAAUCUCACCUGUUCCAACAAGAUGACUUUCUCUGAAA
Messenger RNA from Eublepharis macularius, 1963 nucleotides. It is a transcript of the gene BSG, whose product is annotated as basigin (Ok blood group). Lineage: Eukaryota; Metazoa; Chordata; Lepidosauria; Squamata; Eublepharidae. The transcript has 8 exons. The record is from RefSeq and is a predicted model, not a curated record. Bases 85 to 894 code for a protein of 269 amino acids. Gene Ontology annotation, molecular function: cell-cell adhesion mediator activity. Gene Ontology annotation, cellular component: plasma membrane; axon. Gene Ontology annotation, biological process: homophilic cell-cell adhesion; axon guidance; dendrite self-avoidance.